AUGGAAACCGUAAGAAGAUCAUGGAAAUUACAAGAAUUUGUAGCCCACAAGGCAAACGUCAACUGUUUGGCCAUGGGACACAAAUCAAAUCAAGUUUUGGCUACUGGAGGUGAUGAUAAAAAAGUUAACUUGUGGGCGAUAGGCAGACAAAGCUGUUUGAUGAGUUUAAGUGGGCAUACAACACCUGUAGAAUGUGUUUGCUUUGGACAUUCUGAAGACUUAGUAUGUGCUGGUUCUCAAACAGGUGCAUUAAAAAUUUGGGACUUGGAAGCAGCAAAACUUUUAAGAACAUUUACUGGACAUAAGGGUGCAAUAAAAUGUAUGGAUUUUCACCCUUAUGGUGAUUACUUAACUACAGGCUCUUGCGAUAGUAAUAUAAAAUUGUGGGAUACAAGAAAGAGAGGAUGUAUUGUUACAUAUUCCAGUCACCAAGUUGCUGUAAACAGCUUGCAAUUCAGUCCAGAUGGGCAAUGGAUUGCUUCAGCAUGUGAAGAUGGAUUGGUUAAAGUAUGGGAUGUGAGAGUGGGCAAAGUUUUACAAGAGUUUAUGGAGCACACAUCUGCAGUAACAUGUGUUAAAUUCCAUCCACAUGAGUUCCUUCUCGCCAGCUGUGGUGCAGAUAGAACUGUAAACUUUUGGGAUAUGGAGAAAUUCCAACUAGUCUCUAAAUUUGAAAAAGACAAUACUUCAAUAAGGCAUAUGGCAUUUAGUAAUGAUGGAACUACAUUGUUAGGGUGCGGGAAUGACGGUCUACAUGUAAUCGGUUGGGAGCCAGCAAGAGUUCUUGAUACAGUUCCUGGGCAUUGGGGACAGAUACAUGACAUCACAAUAGCACAAACACAACUUAUUGCAGGAUCUUUUCACUCAACAUAUGUUGUACUAUCGGUUGUUGACCUGAAUAAAGUACAUCCAUUUGGAGGUCCACCUCCAGUUGUACCAACUGUAGUUCGGGAUUUAUCACCUUUCCAAAAAGGUCACUCAGUGAGGAAGAGUUUUUCAAAAGAGAAACCAUCAAAAGAAGUGUUACACCAGAGAACCAUUUUAGAUGAAAAAACUGCUGAAGAAUCGACUUCGGGAACUGAGGCAGAUGAGGAUUCAGGUGCAGUUAUAGCUAAUAUUAAUGACUACACUGAAAUUUUUCGACCAUCUAGAUCAUUGACGCGUACACCACCACCAGCUACCAGUUUAUCAUCUGAAGAUUAUUCUAUUUCAACUCAAGAUUCAACAAAUAAGUUGGAAACUGGCAUGAGCUCAUCUUUGCGCGACUUAAUGUUGGAGGAGCCAGUGCCCCUGACGCGACCGACACCGCAGCCGUCGCCGCCGCAACGACAGCGGUCCGAAAAUUAUUCGCGGAUACCGACUUCCACAAAGGACCAUUACACAAUCAUAGAAAAAAAGACUGAUGUCAUCUCAAGGGUGAUGGAUAACGCUAAAGAAGAUAACACGUUCGCCGCAGCACAACCUUGUGCCAUACGGGAUUAUACUGUUAGUCCUCUCUCAGCAAACACGCUUAACCGUCAUAAUUCAUACAAGGAAACAAAAUCCACUACAGAAUUUACUCACAAUAAUCUACGACAAAGCAAUAGUGAAAUAUCUUUAGGACCUCCUUCAUUGGGUCCUAGAUCCUUGUCAUUUACCAGAACAACUGAAACAAGACGAAGAGUGGAGAAUGUUGUAAGGGACACAAUACCAGUGCCACGGAACGUCGAACCAGCAGACCGGGAACCGGAACCAGAGUUUGUACCGUUUGCAACUGAUCGACCUGUCGGACUUGAUCUAGAUGAAUUCGUACCAAGAGGGGUGGGCGCGGGCGGUGCGAGGCGGGGAAUACGGGGCGGCGGCGCCGAACCCAGCGAGCAGGAGGUACUGGGCGUCAUGAUGCGCGGCCACGACUCCAUGAUGGCCGUGCUCACCGCGCGACAGCGGGCGUUACAGAUUUUCCAUUCAGUUCGAAUUAACAAAAGCUUAAAAUCAGCACUGGAAUCGAUUAUAGCACUUGAAGAUACAUCUGUCAUAUUAGAUAUUCUUAAUGUAAUGGCUCAUAAACCGUCUCUAUGGAAUUUAGAUAUUUGUUUAUUGAUGUUGCCCAAAAUUUACGAGUUGUUGCAAAGCAAAUACGAAUCUUACAUGCAGUGCGGUUGCAACGCACUGCGACUGAUAGUGCGCAACUUCUCCGCCGUGGUGCGCAGCAACGUGUGCGCGCCAGUGCGUACUCUAGGAGUCGACAUUCCGCGCGAGGAGCGCUACGCUAAAUGCGCGCAGAUCCACCGCGUGCUGGUGGAGGUGCGUGCCUUCCUGCUCAAGCGGCAGACGCUGCAGGGUCGACUCGGGGCCGCUUUCCGCGACCUGCACACGCUCAUGCAGCAGGGGCUCGACUGA
Molecule: messenger RNA, 2379 nt
Organism: Chilo suppressalis (striped riceborer)
Lineage: Eukaryota; Metazoa; Arthropoda; Insecta; Lepidoptera; Crambidae
Source: the annotation of a GenBank genome assembly